CUCUUCACUGUUCAAUUACUGCCCUGGCUCCCGAGCUGCCCAUCUCCCCAACAGUAGCACCUGUCGUUCUGCCUCUCACGCCAACCCUUCAGUGAAACCCUCCAUUCUUUGGACGCUGAGCUUCCUGAUGUUUUGUAAGCCAGGCGGGCUCUCCGGUGGCUCUGCAUACCCAGGAUUAUAUGAGACUUUCUGGUGCAGGGAUGGGUCAGGACCAAACCAAGCAGCAGAUCCAAAAGGGCCUUCGGAUGUAUCAGUCGAACCAGACAGAGAAGGCUUUGGAGAUCUGGGCUAAAGUGUUGGAGAAGACCACAGAUUCGGCUGGGCGGUUCCGGGUUCUUGGCUGCCUGAUAACGGCCCACUCUGAGAUGGGAAGGUACAAGGAUAUGUUAAAGUUUGCAGUGAUCCAGAUCGACACGGCUCGGGAGCUGGAGGACCCCGACUUUCUGACAGAGAGCUACCUGAACCUCGCCCGUAGCAACGAGAAGCUCUGCGAGUUCCAGAAGACCAUUUCCUACUGCAAGACCUGCCUCAAUAUGCAGGGCACCUCAGUCAGCCUCCAGCUCAACGGGCAGGUGUGUCUGAGCCUGGGCAAUGCCUACCUGGGCCUCAGCGUCUUCCAGAAAGCCCUGGAAUGCUUCGAGAAGGCCUUGCGCUAUGCCCACAACAACGACGACAAGAUGCUGGAGUGCAGGGUGUGCUGCAGCUUGGGGGGUCUCUACACACAGCUUAAGGAUUUGGAGAAAGCGCUGUUUUUCCCCUGCAAGGCGGCAGAGCUGGUGAAUGAUUACGGGAAGGGCUGGAGCCUGAAGUACAGAGCGAUGAGUCAGUACCACAUGGCGGUGGCAUACCGCAAGCUGGGCCGCUUGGCCGACGCAAUGGAGUGUUGUGAGGAGUCAAUGAAGAUCGCCCUUCAACAUGGAGACCGCCCGCUUCAAGCCCUCUGUCUGCUAAACUUUGCUGAUAUCCACAGAAGUCACGGUGAUGUUGAGAAAGCGUUUCCUCGUUACGACUCCUCGAUGAGUAUAAUGACUGAGAUUGGUAACCGCCUGGGUCAGACCCAUGUGCUGAUGGGAGUGUCGAAAUGUUGGCUCCAUCAGAAGGAAAUGGACAAGGCUCUGGAUUCUCUCCAAAAAGCCCAAGAGAUGGCGGAAGAUAUUGGAAAUAAGCUCUGCCUGCUGAAGGUUCACUGCCUGAGUGAGAUUAUAUUCCGAUCGAAGCAGCAGCAGCGGGAGCUCCGUGCCCACGUGGUGCGAUUCCAUGAAUGUGUGGAGGAGAUGGAGUUGUACUGUGGGAUGUGUGGGGAGUCCAUUGGGGAGAAGAACUGCCAACUGCAAGCGCUUCCAUGCUCCCAUGUCUUCCAUCUGCGGUGUCUUCAGACCAACGGAACUCGAGGCUGCCCAAAUUGCCGCCGUUCCUCUGUGAAACCGGGCUUUGUGUGAGGCCAAUGGAUGCUGGAGAUAUUUUUAUAUUGAAGCAAAUUCCAGGACCAGUUGAUGACCUGCGUAUCUGGCUAGUGAUUCCAGAGCCAGCUUCAUUCUAGAGGCAUCAGAUUGGUCCAAUGACUCUUGGUGGGACAGUCAGCAGCUCUACUCGUGGCCAUACCCACGCUUGGGAUAACCACACCAAGAGCCCAGAAUGCUCAGCAAGCUCGUGUUGACAGGACUGGGGUUCCAUAAGUUAUUUUUCUAAUUAUAUUUUAUAUCAUGGUGCAGGCCAACGAUAAAGGCAAUCGGCGAGGAGGAGGACUAUUUCUCGUACAGAACCUUGCUGUCGUAGCUCAUAUAUAGAGUAGAUAUCAUUUACCUGUUUAGUGUUUCAUUAUUCCAUAUAUCCAUCAUUCGGAGAGUCAACCCGGCUGAGAACCUUCUCCGUGCUUGGACUUUACCAUGAACCUACCUCCCUCCUGGACCUUAUUUAUAAUCCCCAUUUAUCGGAGUGUCUGUGUGUUCUAACCCUUAAUAUUCUUCAUUUUUUUGUGUCUGUUGAGUUAAAGGAACCUAACUCUUUUCCAAAAUGUUACAUUUACUGUAUGUGUAGCGCUUUCUGGUGGUCUCUGCAUGGGGGAGGGGUGCAUUGGGUAUUGUUGGCACCAGGAAGAGGUCUUACGGUGAAUUUCACCAACCUGUCACUACAAAGGUCAGUGUAUUACUUUCCUUUUUUUCUCCCGAGCUUGUUGGCUCAGCUUUCAGUUUCUGAACCUUGCCUAAGCAGCCAUUGUCUCUCAGAUUCCUUAUCACUGCCUAUGGACCUUCUGUUGUGUUAGAAGAAGAUCAGACUUUAUUACUGGGUGGUGGGCACAUGCCCUAGCAUGCUUGGCCACACCCCUAAACUGCAAUGGCACUCCCCCAAUCAUGCCAAACCCCCCACAUAAUCCUACCAAGCCCUGCCUACUCACUGCACGCCCCACCCUAUUCAUGACGCACAAAGAAGGCUUUUUAAUAUUGUGGCGCCCCACUGCCAUUGGGCCCCUGGCUACAGUACUCCCUGUACCUCCCUUUAGGGCUAAUUGCUAGGUUAUUACAUACCUGUAUAUUAUUCAUUGAUGGUGAUUAGUUGCUCAUGAUUCAUUUACAAUCAGCCUAUCAGGGUAAGCUUGCUGGCAUGUCUUGUACUGCUCUCAGCAGCGCCCCCUGGUGAAACUACCACAGUGCCGCAGUGAGUGCUGAAUCCAAAGACUUAGGUUCCAAGUUACUGGCAGCCCGUAAGGACCACCGAAGGCUAUGUACAAACACAACCCACCUCAUUUUCUGCUUUAUAAUAAGGUGUCUCUGUCUGUUUACCCUAUGCAGCAUUUUCUUUCUUUUGCUGGUUGCUCGGAGUAUCAUUUUUUUUUUAAAAAUGGCAUUUUAGUACUCAUGUCUGAAUCCUUCUAAAUAAACUAAAAUUAAACACA
This is a messenger RNA of Xenopus tropicalis (tropical clawed frog), 2893 nucleotides long. It is a transcript of the gene rapsn, whose product is annotated as receptor associated protein of the synapse. Gene Ontology annotation, cellular component: cytoskeleton; synapse; postsynaptic membrane. Gene Ontology annotation, molecular function: acetylcholine receptor binding; protein-membrane adaptor activity. The record is from RefSeq and is marked provisional. Lineage: Eukaryota; Metazoa; Chordata; Amphibia; Anura; Pipidae. Gene Ontology annotation, biological process: chemical synaptic transmission. Bases 201 to 1439 code for a protein of 412 amino acids. The transcript is spliced from 8 exons.